Pseudophryne corroboree (corroboree frog) is the source of this 1671-nucleotide messenger RNA. It is a transcript of the gene KCNV2, whose product is annotated as potassium voltage-gated channel modifier subfamily V member 2. Gene Ontology annotation, molecular function: voltage-gated potassium channel activity. The record is from RefSeq and is a predicted model, not a curated record. NCBI's taxonomy places the organism in Eukaryota, Metazoa, Chordata, Amphibia, Anura, Myobatrachidae. The transcript is spliced from 3 exons. Gene Ontology annotation, cellular component: voltage-gated potassium channel complex; membrane. Bases 1 to 1671 code for a protein of 556 amino acids. Gene Ontology annotation, biological process: protein homooligomerization; potassium ion transmembrane transport.
AUGGCCUCUCGACUCAACGAGAAGCUUGAAAGAGAAGGAUUGGGGAGACCCCAUUUAGGCCAGGACAAAUUUCGAUUUGCUAGGGACUCCUCCAACCUUCAGUGCAACUCACAGAGCAGCUUUGUUUAUUAUAUUGAAGAUGAUGAUGAUGAUCUAGAAGAACUGAAGUGGGGAGAAAAAGAAGAAAGACGUUUGGAUGGAUGGAAAAGGCAAUUCAUUGUCGCUCAACAUGAUCGUGGUCUCUUUGAGGAGAAACAAGACACACGCUUGCUUUCUCCAUCUUUUUUUGGAAAUACUUGCAAUAAUUUGCUGCACAUCAAUGUGGGUGGAACAAGUUAUUAUUUAUCCUACUUGGUAGCAGCUAGUUAUCCCAAGACUCGAAUAGGUCGAUUGGCAACAUAUACUGACCGACAGCGUAAACUAGACCUUUGUGAUGAUUACAGUCCACUGGAAGAUGUCUAUUUCUUUGAUCGUGAUCCAGCUAUGUUCCACCAUAUCUAUAACUUCUAUCGUACUGGAGUGUUGUGGGUAAGGAAUGAGUUGUGUCCUCGCAGCUUCCUAGAGGAAAUAAACUACUGGGGUGUAAGAGUCAAACACACUCCUCGCUGCUGUCGCAUAUCAUUUGAAGAGAGGCAAGAUGAGUUGAGUGAGCAGCUAAAGAUCCAGAGGGAGCUCAAAGCUGAAAUGGAGACAGAGGAGAAUGAAGAGCUCUUCAGAGGGAUGCUUUGUGGAUAUCUGAGGCGUUGUAUUUGGAAUUUAAUGGAAAAGCCAUUCUCAUCAAUUACAGCCAAGGCCAUGGCAGUAGCAUCUAGUUUCUUUGUUCUUAUAUCAGUUGUUGCUAUGACACUUAACACAGUUGAAGACAUGCAGCAAAAAAAUGCAGCUGGGCUUCCAAGUGGUAAACCUUACUUGGAGCAUGUGGAGACCCUGUGUAUUGCAUUCUUUACUUUGGAGUACAUACUUCGUAUAAUUUCAACCCCAGAUAUACAACAUUUUGUGCGCAGUGUUCUUAAUGCUGUAGACCUGAUUGCAAUAUUGCCACUGUAUUUGCAAAUGCUCCUUGAGAAAUUUUCUGAAGAAGAUCAAAAUGGGAAUAGGUCCAAUCAUGAACAUGAGAUAGAGGCUGUUGCACGUGUGGGAAAACUCGGUCAAGUACUUAGGAUAAUGAGACUGAUGCGCAUAUUCCGCAUCCUGAAGUUGGCACGUCAUUCCACAGGUCUGAGAGCCUUUGGUUUCACUCUCCGCCAGUGCUACCAACAAGUGGGAUGUCUACUCCUCUUCAUUGCCAUGGGGAUUUUCUCUUUUUCUGCCAUGGUCUACACUGUUGAACAUGAUGUCUCAGGCACUAACUUUACCAGUAUUCCUCACGCCUGGUGGUGGGCAGCAGUGAGCAUCUCUACCGUAGGAUAUGGAGACACUUAUCCAGAAACCCACCUUGGCCGACUUUUUGCAUUCCUGUGCAUCGCUUUUGGAAUCAUUCUAAAUGGAAUGCCUAUUUCUAUUCUGUAUAAUAAAUUCUCAGAUUAUUACAGCAAAUUGAAGUCAUAUGAAUACACAACUAUUCGAAAGAAAAGAGGAAAAGUCAACUUUACAGGUCGAGCCAUGGAGAAGAUUUCUGAAUUUUAUUAUGGAGUUCCAACGCAACGUCUUCUAGAAGACCACUACCAAUAA